Diatraea saccharalis (sugarcane borer) is the source of this 1641-nucleotide messenger RNA. NCBI's taxonomy places the organism in Eukaryota, Metazoa, Arthropoda, Insecta, Lepidoptera, Crambidae. The record is from the annotation of a GenBank genome assembly.
GAUGCUGGCUAGUAAGAAUAUCAUGCUGGCCGUUAAUAUUCUAACAUGUACAGACAAGAACUUCGUAAACGUUCUAGAAAUUCAUUCAAAAAUGUUUUGACGACUGAAUAUUAUUCUUUUGACUCAUUUUAUUGAAAUCCACCAUAAGAUGCGCACAGUGUAAAAUCGCGAUAGAUUUUUUUUAUAUAUUUUUUUAUUAGUUUUAAGUUAAUGUUAAGCUGCAACAAUCCUGUGCACAUUUGGUAAUACUGUGAGAAAUUAACAAGUAUCUGAAUCCACGUUUGGUAAAUUUACAAGAUGAGGGAAAUCAUUAAUCUGCAGGUCGGGGCUUGUGGAAACCAAAUUGGAGGAAAGUUCUGGGAGGUGAUAUCCGACGAGCAUGGCAUCGACCCGAGCGGUUGCUAUCACGGGGACUCUGACCUCCAACUGGAGCGCAUCAACGUAUACUACAACGAGGCGUCCGGUGGCAAGUACGUUCCUCGCACCGUCCUCGUAGACCUGAAGCUGGCCACCAUGGACGCCGUGCGCUCAGGACCUUUCGGAUGCCUUUAUCGCCCCGAUAACUUCGUCUAUGGCCAGAACAGUGCCGCUAACAACUGGGCCCGCGGUCACUACACCGAAGGCGUUGAAAUCCUGGAAUCUGCCCUAGACGUGGUUCGAAGGGAGGCGGAAGGCUGCGACUGCCUCCAAGGCUUCCAAAUGACUCAUUCUCUCGGAGGCGGUACUGGCUCCGGAUUAGGCACCUUAUUGGUUAACCGAAUUCGAGAAGAAUACCCUGACCGCAUCAUUUUAACAUUCUCAGUGUUCCCAAGCCCAAGGGUCUCUGACUGCGUCGUGGAACCCUACAACACCACCCUUGCUGUUAAUCAGCUGGUUGAAAAUGCAGACCACACUUUCUGCUUAGAUAACGAGGCAUUGUACGACAUCUGUUUCCGGACACUGAAACUAACGACACCGACGUACGGUGAUUUGAAUCAUCUGGUCUGUGCGACUAUGUCUGGCAUCACGACGUGCUUGAGAUUCCCUGGCCAGCUCAACGCGGAUCUGAGGAAACUGGCUGUAAACAUGGUCCCGUUCCCUAGACUUCACUUCUACACGCCUGGUUUCGCUCCCCUGACGUCGAGAGGGGCACAACAGUACAGAGCUCUGACAGUUCCAGAAUUAACAUUACAGAUGUUCGACGCUAAAAACAUGAUGGUUGCAUGUGAUCCUAGACAUGGAAGGUACUUGACCGUGGCCACGAUAUUCAGAGGCAGAAUGUCGAUGAAAGAAGUUGAUGAACAGUUAGUGAACAUUCAGAAUAAAAACAGUACUUACUUCGUGGAAUGGAUACCGCAUAACGUGAAGAUUGCAGUUUGCGACAUUCCUCCGAGAGGGCUGAAGAUGGCUUCGACAUUCAUUGGUAACACGACAGCGAUCCAAACCAUAUUUAAGAGGAUGGCUGAACAAUUCGUGGCCAUGUUCAGGCGGAAAGCGUUCCUUCACUGGUACACAGGCGAAGGUAUGGACGAGAUGGAAUUUACAGAAGCGGAGAGCAAUAUGAACGACCUAGUGUCAGAGUACCAACAGUAUCAAGACGCCACGGCUGAUGACGAAGGCGAGUUCGAUGAGGAAGCAGAAGGCGAAGGAAUGGAGGAAUAA